Molecule: messenger RNA, 2702 nt
Organism: Gossypium raimondii (Peruvian cotton)
Lineage: Eukaryota; Viridiplantae; Streptophyta; Magnoliopsida; Malvales; Malvaceae
Product: protein NARROW LEAF 1
Exons: 7
Coding region: 367-2163 (598 amino acids)
Source: RefSeq, a predicted model, not a curated record
AGGCCAUCAGAUUUUAUACUAUUGCUUUUGUUUUCUCUUUCCCUCACUCUCUCUCAUGUAGAGCCUUUUGUUUUUUUGCUUCGAAAAGCUCCAGUCUUCCUAAAUUCAGGCUCUAAUUCAGAGCCUUUUUCUCAUAAAAGAGAUACUAAUAGAAUACCACCGAGUGAGCGUUUUGAUGUUCUUUCCUUUUUGUGUUUAACACCGGUUAUGCGCAAGAAUCACUAGGGCAUGAAAUUCUCAGAAGGGCUUGACUUUGGGUCCUCCAUGCCAGCUCCCCCAUUGUUUACUGUCAGUGUGGUUUGCCCAUUUAUCUACACCCGUACUUAAUCGGCCUUUAUGGACUUAACAGAGUUAGAGAACUGAAAGAUGGAGAGGACCAGAUUGGAUUUAAGGUUUCAUCACUCUGGAUCAACAGAAUCAGAGGAAUCUGCCUUAGAUUUGGAAAGGAAUUUCUGCAAUCAUCAUAGUCUGCCUUCAUCAAGUCCUUCACCUCUUCAGCCCUUUGCUUCUGGUGCUCAGCAUUCCGAGAGCAAUGCCGCUUACUUCUCAUGGCCUACUUCAAGUCGAUUAAUUGAUGCGGCAGAAGAUAGAGCAAACUACUUCGGAAACCUACAGAAAGGAGUGUUGCCAGAAACUCUUGGACGGUUGCCAUCAGGACAGCAAGCAACCACUUUACUUGAGUUGAUGACCAUUAGAGCAUUUCAUAGUAAAAAACUGCGUAGGUUUAGUCUUGGCACAGCAAUUGGGUUCCGUAUUCGGCGGGGUGUUUUGACGGAUAUACCAGCUAUUCUUGUCUUUGUUGCUCGGAAAGUUCAUAGGCAAUGGCUUAGCCAGUUUCAAUGUUUACCUACUGCUCUUGAGGGGCCUGGAGGCGUGUGGUGUGAUGUGGAUGUUGUGGAAUUCUCGUAUUUUGGUGCACCUGCAGCAACUCCUAAAGAACAAUUAUAUACUGAGCUUGCGGAUGGGAUGAGGGGGAGUGAUCCAAUCAUUGGUUCUGGUUCACAGGUUGCCAGCCAAGAGACAUAUGGAACACUAGGUGCUAUAGUGAAGAGCCGAACUGGAAAUCGGCAGGUAGGUUUCCUCACAAAUCGGCAUGUUGCAGUUGACUUGGACUAUCCAAGUCAGAAGAUGUUUCAUCCUUUACCGCCCAGCCUUGGGCCUGGAGUGUACCUUGGUGCUGUAGAGAGGGCAACCUCAUUUAUCACAGAUGACCUUUGGUAUGGAAUCUUUGCUGGUAUAAAUCCAGAAACGUUUGUUCGAGCCGAUGGGGCUUUUAUUCCUUUUGCUGAUGAUCUCAAUAUGAACAAUGUAACUACAACUGUAAAAGGAAUAGGUCAGAUUGGUAAUGUUCACAUCAUAGACUUGCAGUCUCCAGUUAGCAGUCUCAUUGGAAGGCAAGUUGUCAAAGUGGGAAGAAGCUCUGGCUUGACCAAUGGGACAAUAAUGGCAUAUGCUUUAGAGUACAAUGAUGAGAAAGGGAUCUGUUUCUUUACUGAUUUUCUUGUUGUUGGUGAGAAUGAGCAGACUUUUGACCUUGAAGGUGACAGUGGAAGCCUCAUACUUCUAAUGGGGCAGAAUGAGGAAAAGCCACUGCCUGUUGGGAUUAUUUGGGGUGGGACUGCUAAUAGGGGUCGGUUGAAACUCAAAGUUGGUCGACCCCCUGAAAAUUGGACUAGUGGGGUUGAUCUUGGGCGUCUUCUAGACCUCCUCGAACUUGAUCUCAUCACAAACAAUGAAGGGCUUCAAGCUGCUGUACAAGAUCAAAGAAGUGCUUCUGCAGCAGGGAUUGAUUCUACAGUUGGGGAGUCUUCUCCCCUGGUCCGAGUUCCAUCCAGAGAUAAACUUGAUGAGACCUUUGAGCCGAUUAAUUUAAAUAUCCAGCAAGUUGAAGGUGAGCCUCAGCAAGGUCUCGUACUACCAAUCAUGGGUACCAAGUAUAGGGAUGAAGCAGCAGUUAAUGUGGAACACCAAUUUAUUCCAAGUUUCAAUGGGAAGUCUUCAGUUCAUGAUCAUUACCAAGGGGAGAACCCAGAGUCUAAAAGUCUUUCAGCAUUAAGAAACGGGUCAGAUAAGGAUAUUUAUGUUUCACUUCAGUUAGGUGAGCCCGAACCAAAGAGAAGAAAAUAUUCAGAUUCGUUGUGUAUCGUGAAAGAAUGGAAGUGAGAGAGUUUCGCCAGUCUAGGGAAAUUGGCUGGAGAUAUCAUCUUAUUGAAAACAAUCAGGCCAGACCGCUAACAGGAACAUAACUGUGAAGUGUGGAAGUGCAUAAAGGAGAUUGAGGUUCACCUCUUUUAGCAGGUCCAGGGGAAGUUAUUAUCAUUUCCUCAUCAAAUCUUUUGGUUAAAGUACUCUAGUGGGAAUUAUGGACUGCUACUAAGAAGUAGAAGCAUGGAUAGGGUUGCUAGUAAUUAAAAGAAUAGGAUUCUGUUCGGUUGGGUAUACGUAUUUAUUUGUUUCUUCUCUUGAAAAAUUUUGCUUGUAAUUCAUAAGAUUUGUAGUUUUAACUUAUUGAUUCUGUAUUGCUGCUUAAAUAUGUAUUUCUUUAAACCGGCUGAUUGAGUCCAAAUUCAUAGAUUUGAUGUUAAGUCAGAUUUUCUUUUGGACAAAAGAAUCUGAUACUCAUACAUGAAAAUCUUCAUGUUUUACGGUUUGGAUGUAUCAUUACGUUAUUCCAAUGAACCAAAUUUCAACCUUUUAAGGCA